UCGGGGUGCCGGCGGCCGGGGCCCAUGGCGCGAGACUGGGCGGGCUUCUCCGAGGAGGAGCUGAGGAGACUGAAGCAGAAUAAAGAUCCAUUUGAACCACAGCGCCGUCUCCCUGGGAAGAAAACUCGACAACAAUUUCAGCGAGAAAAAGCCCUUCUAGAGCUAAGCCAGAGACUCGGACUUCAAGAUGGAUCAGCCUCGUUACCUCCAGAGCAGCUGCUUUCUGCACCAAAACAGAGACUUAACACUCAAGAACCACAUUCUUCUUCCCCUACUCUUCCUAGUCCUCUUACACUCUCCUCUCCUGUUGGUGAUGGAAAACCACAGGGUAUUAAAAGUCAAUCAAGGGAACCAGGACUUGAGAAUUCCCAUGAUGGUCACAAAAAUAUUGAGGUCCUACCUCCAAAGCCUGAUUGCAAAUUGGAGAAAAAGAAAGUGGAAUUGCAAGAAAAAUCUCGUUGGGAAAUCCUUCAACAAGAACAACGACUAAUGGAAGAAAAAAAUAAACGUAAGAAAGCUCUUUUGGCUAAAGCAAUUGCAGAAAGAUCUAAAAGAACUCAGGCAGAGACCAUGAAAUUAAAGCGGAUCCAGAAGGAGUUACAGGCUUUGGAUGACAUGGUGUCUGCUGACAUUGGAAUCCUCAGGAACCGGAUUGAUCAGGCCAGCCUGGACUAUUCAUAUGCACAGAAGCGAUUUGACAGGGCUGAAGCUGAGUAUAUUACAGCAAAGCUAGAUCUGCAGCGAAAGACUGAGAUAAAAGAGCAACUCACCGAGCACCUUUGUACAAUCAUACAGCAAAAUGAGCUCCGGAAGGCCAAAAAGUUGGAGGAGCUGAUGCAGCAGCUAGAUGUGCAAGCUGAUGAGGAGACCUUGGAACUUGAGGUGGAGGUGGAAAGACUGCUCCGGGAACAGGAAGCAGAAGCAGGGAAACGAGUGGCUUCUGGAGAAAGACCAUGUCAGUCUGCUGAGGAGAGUGCGACAUUACAGUUUGUAAAAGAGGACAGAAAACCACAAGAACAGUCUGCUUCCCUAGAGGUAGGCGAACAGUGUGGAAGUUCCAGCAGGAUCCCCUGUGUGAGUCCAGACUGCCCCAACCAAGGAGUUAAUGACAUGUCAGCUGCUAUGGCCAGUGGAAGUGCCAGUGUUCUUUUCAGCUAAUAUCAUGUUCAGUGAAGUGUACUCUCUGUUGCAGAUUACAGCCUGUCUCUAGAAAGAGCCUCUUUAAAACUUAGUUUUUGAAUAUGUGAUUAGUUUUAAGUAGGUUAACAUGUUUGGCUAUUCUAGAGUUCCAAAUGAUGAUAAUUUUAUAUCAGGGGGCAUUUUUUUUUAAAUAUUUUUCACUUGUCAAUGAACCUUUCUUUUAUUUAUUUAUAUGUGGUGCU
Messenger RNA from Marmota flaviventris (yellow-bellied marmot), 1382 nucleotides. RefSeq names its product golgin, RAB6 interacting (gene Gorab). NCBI's taxonomy places the organism in Eukaryota, Metazoa, Chordata, Mammalia, Rodentia, Sciuridae. Gene Ontology annotation, biological process: non-motile cilium assembly. The record is from RefSeq and is a predicted model, not a curated record.